Monascus purpureus is the source of this 2995-nucleotide messenger RNA. Lineage: Eukaryota; Fungi; Ascomycota; Eurotiomycetes; Eurotiales; Aspergillaceae. The record is from the annotation of a GenBank genome assembly.
CUUGCCUUGUCCACUUAACGACGCCGUGCUGGUUUUCUUUCUGCUUGCACUUCCGCAAGCAAUGACGACUUUGGAGAGGCCCCUUCCAAUUGACAUUGAUUUACUUUGGAUCAUUCCUUCUUUUCUUUUCAACUAAACCUCUCCUGUCUGGCUUCUAUUCACAAUGCCCCGCGUAGCAAACCCCAAGGUUCAUCGCCGUUCACACGGCUCCUUAACACCCCACAAAAAUUCCCCUGUCAAGAUACCCCUUAACGAUGACAUGGAAGAGAAGGCAGCGCGGAUGGAGGCGCGACAGGCUCUCCACGACCGCCAAAUGAACCAGAUCAAGGCAGCAGUCAAGACGCCACUCCCUCCUCGAAGGUAUGAUCCUGCAGCAAGUAAUAGUCCCUCGACACCACGCGGCUCGGGACGACGCGGACGGGACAGCGAUGUCGAUGGGCGGAGAGCAGUGACCCCGAUGAAGCGAGUGCCGAUUUUGGCCAACUUUGAGGAGUGGAUGAAAAUGGCAACGGAUAAUAAAAUUAACGCAAACAAUUCAUGGAACUUCGCGCUCAUUGAUUAUUUCCACGAUAUGUCAUUGCUUAAAGAAGGGGACGGGGUGAACUUCCAGAAAGCCAGUUGUACUCUGGAUGGUUGUGUGAAAAUUUAUACCAGCAGGGUUGAUAGCGUUGCGACGGAGACCGGCAAACUGCUUAGCGGUUUAGCUGACAGCCGCGACAGAAAGAUGCGAGAAACCAGUGCCGAGGCGGAGGACGAUAAUGAAGACGACGAAGGUGGAGAGGGAGGAACUAGAAGUUCAAGAAGAAAGGGGCAACGGUCUCAUGAAGCUACGCUUGCACCAUCAUUCGCGUCAUUACAACUGAAACGGUUCGAGCUCGAGUUUGCUGUAGACCCGCUAUUUAAGAAAGCAUCUGCGGACUUCGACGAAGGUGGAGCCAAGGGGUUGCUUUUGAACCACUUGGCAAUCGAUGGUCAUGGCCGGAUUGUAUUUGACAGCAGCGAUGACAUUGUUGACGAGCAUUCAAAAGAGGGUAGCGGUGGGCAGGAAUCUAUGGAUUCUGAGCAACAUGACUCGCCAUCGCAUCCCACUGAGCCCACAAAUGACGUCUUUGAGGACGUGGAGAUUGACAUAGCUUCAUUGGCUAGUAAAUAUUUCCCGGAUCUGGAACGACUUUCACAACAGGACAUUUGCCCGUCUCUGAAGAACUUCGACUUGGGGGAUCCAAAUGGGUCGCUGGAUCUUCCCUUCCUCAAGACCCAUGAGGACUGGAGAAAUGAUAGAACAAACGAGGAAGGUAUGGGUGAUCCAUCGGGAAUCAUGCUCGACGAUGACAACGCCAUCGGCUUCGACGACGACGAUGCCACGUUGGGUGGUUUCGAUCUCGAUGGGGAGGCUGGUUUUGGUGAAGGUGGUGAAGUCUGGGCUAGGGAGGCUGCACUGGAACCGAUGUUAAAAGUCCAUCGCAUUGACCAGGAUGGCGAUGAAAACAACAAUGGUGGAGAGCUUGAUACGGAAGACCCGUAUGCAAUCUCCCUUUCCCACCAAUCGGUAAAUCAUGAAAAUAUUCUCAGCUAUUUCGACAAUGCCCUGCAAAAGAACUGGGCAGGCCCGGAGCAUUGGAAGAUCCGCAAAAUUAAAGAACAUGCAGCCGCGAGCACUACAAGUGCCGCACCUAAGCAGCGGAAAGAAAAAGAACCGUUCGAGAUCAAUUUUGCAGCAACUAUUGAUUCCACUAUCGCUGAAUUAAUAUACACUCAAGCCGGCUCUAAUUCAGCCAUCUCCCUACCCAAAACUCAAUGGAAGACCAAGGGACGUAAUCUUCUUCCCGAUGACAAGCACUUCAAUUCGCGUCAAUUGCUUCGUCUCUUCCUUAAACCCAAAGCCCGGAUGGGUUCGAAGAGGCGUCUGGGGACACGACUGUCUGACCAUGAGCGACAUGGCCAGGCUCCAGGCUCUGGUGAAAUGGACGAGGCAUUCUGGGCCAAUCACAAGACGGAAGACAACGAAGGUCCUUCUGAGGAUGCUGCUCCUGGAACUUACGAUGCCAACUUUUUCGCAGAUGACGAUGGUCUUGCAUUUCCAAACGGCCUCGGUCUGCAGGGUGAUGAUGACGAUGAUGAGAACCUACCAUUCGCGGAUGCUCAGGAGAUGCUUACUCCGUCAGCGGAUGGACGACUAGGUUCCUCAGCAGGUGAAGCUGGGGGAGCUUCUGGGCUCAGUGCGCUCCUGAAUACGAUGGGUGCUGGAGGAUUCGGGUCGCAACUAGUAACCCAAGGUGGCCGAAGGGCUCGACCUGACUAUGUUGCCUAUGCGCGAGUAGCCAAGAAGGUCGACGUCCGGCGACUCAAGGAAGAAAUGUGGAAAGGCAUGGGAGAGCGGUUGGUCGCCUCAACCAACUUUGAUUCCACACAUGAAGCAGGGCAAUCGAUAGCUCCGCAGUCACAGCACAUCGAGGAAACAGGGACAUCAUCAAUGCCAACGCAGCCCAAGGAAGACUCGCCCCAUACUGCUGUUUCCGAGAAACAGGAUAGCGAUGGGCUACGGUUCACGCAGAUAAUGAACUCUUUGAAGUCAGUAUAUCCUAAGGAGACAUUGCGCGACAUCAGUACAUCGUACGGAUUUAUUUGUCUCCUCCAUCUAGCCAACGAAAAGGGUCUGGUCUUACAAGGCGGCGAUCCCUUCGGCGAUACAGGGAGAUCAUUAGAGGAAAUUUAUGUCGUGAAGGAUACUCAUGCUGUCACCGAAGAAGAAGCUAUGUAAAUAGAUUACUGCUGAAAAGAGAGAGCUGCCAAGGUCUAAUGCCGCUGUGCGGUAUGUCGGGAAUGUCGAAUUGGAUGCACAGGUUCUCAUGAUAUCUAUUUUAUGUCUGCAGCGGCGUGGUGGGGUGGCAUUCGUUUUCCAGGUUUUGUGAUAUAUGCUGUACCUUUUUCUUUUCUGCCUUGGAACUAGUAGCAGUCUCUUAGCAUGGAAUGGAUACCCUUAUGGUCAAUUCGG